Messenger RNA from Biomphalaria glabrata, 2484 nucleotides. Its product is annotated as serpin B4-like. The transcript is spliced from 2 exons. Gene Ontology annotation, molecular function: serine-type endopeptidase inhibitor activity. NCBI's taxonomy places the organism in Eukaryota, Metazoa, Mollusca, Gastropoda, Planorbidae. The annotation marks the transcript as partial. The record is from RefSeq and is a predicted model, not a curated record.
UUUCAGUUAUUUAACGUCUCUAAUCCACACUGGGAUUAUCAGAUCAUCAUUGAACAGAUUAAUGCAGUGCAGAACAUUAAGUUGUAUACAGCCAACGGUAUAUGGCUGAAUCCAAUAUAUACUAUCAGCCAAGAAUAUCAGAACGAUGUCAUUUCCUUCUAUCAAGCGGAAGUGGAUAAUUUGGAUUUCACUGUUGCCGAUGGUUCUGAGGCCCAGAUCAAUAGCUGGGUAGAAAAUAAAACUGAAAAUAGAAUUCCCUCUGUACUUCAACCUGGGGCACUUUCGGGAAACACUCUUCUUGUCCUGGUCAACAGUAUCUUUUUCAACGGCACCUGGGCCUCGCCCUUUAAGAAUGCGCUCACACGCAAAGGUGAUUUCUACAGGCCAGACGGCAGUAGUGUACAGGUUGAUUUUAUGAAUCAGAUUCAUAGAUACAGCUUGAGAAAGUCGUAUAUGGACAGCGACAUCAUAAGGAUUCCUUUUGUCAAUAGGAGAUUUGCUUUAUACAUUGCCUUGCCGAAGUCAGAAUUUGCUUUGUCUACGCUAGAAGGUGAGAUAACUGGAGAAAAUUUCUCUGACGAGGCUUUUUUCCAUGGUUAUCAAGAUACCUUUGUAAACCUGACGAUUCCUAAGUUCAAACUCUCUUCCAACAUGGUGCUAAACAACGUUCUCAUUGAUAUGGGUACGUCGGAAGCUUUCUCGUCUGCAGCAAACUUUUCCGGAAUAACCAGAGAACCAGCAAAAAUGAGUUACGUUAUUCAAAAAGCUCUCAUUGAAGUCCAAGAAUCCGGCACAGUCGCAGCUGCCGCUACACCAAUAAUCAUGGAGAGAACCAGUGCUAAUAGUCUUCCACUCAAUCCGUACAAUUUCUUUGCUAACAGGUCUUUCGUCUUCUUUCUUAGAGAGGACAGGCUCCAGCUUAUUCUCUUUCAAGGCAAAUUUGCCGACCCAAAAACAAAAGAAAUUAACUUUCCGUGAUGUAUAAAACAAGUGGUUAGUAAUACUAUGCCACUAUAUGACUGAAACUUAUAAUGACUAACAAAUAAAAUAUUCCAGUCAAGUUAAAUAUCUAAUUUUAAAAACAGAGUAUUUUAUGUAUACUUGUUUACUAACUAAUAAAGAUAUUAAAAUAAGGUUACGAAGAAAGUUUGUGUGGAAAAACAAACUCAAAAUCGGCCCCCGCAGUUGUCAGCUCAGGUAGAUAAAAAGGUAGGUUUCAAUAUUUUUAGAAAGAGUAUCAGAAACUAUGAACUACAAAUUAUUAACAACAACAACCCUAUCUCGUCAAUAUUAUUAGUUCGACUAACGACUUGAUACCACAGGAUACGGAGAUUUAUUGAUGUUAUUAUUAUUACAUUGUUAAUAUUCAUAUGUAUUCGAUGAACUGAUAGUUAUAAAGAUACAGUGAAAUCCUUGGUGUCACUUACAAAGACCGCAUCACGAAUGAAGAAAUUAGAAACAGAAUUAAUGCACCGAUUUGACUCCACGAUGACCUGCUAACUAUUGUCAAAAAACGUAAGCUCAAACUCUAUAGCCACAUCACAAGGUCCUCGGUGAUCGCAAAUACCUUUCUUCAGGGAACAGUACCAGAAAGAAGAGUGAAUGAAAUUUUAUCAAAGGCAAAUAACUGAGAGAAAAAGAGAAAGACGGUAGACAAAUCUUGUGUGGUGUCCCAAUGGUCCAUCAGACUAAGGCAGUGAUGUUCAAAAUACGGCCCGCAGCGUUGUUUAAUCCGGCUCGCCGAAAUGUCGGCACAAAGAGUAGAAAAUCGACUGUAAAAAAAAAAUGGAAAAAUAUAUCUUUACCUACGUUACGGCCUUUACUUUUCUCUGAUGAAUUGGUACCAAGACCUUUAACAUUUUUGUGUUUAUGAAAUGGGACUAUGAAUGUAGAAACUACCAGGAAAGUGAACGGAUCUUUACUUUUUUUGUGGAAUAUGAUAAUAAGCCAACAUAUUUUAUUUGUAAAGCUAGCUCACAGUUUAAGUAGAGAAAUACAGUAAUUUUCUGCGCGUAAAAAAUAUACUUCAUAUAGGUCAUUAAUUAAUGUAAGUACUAGAUCCACGGGCUUCUUAUACGCCUAGUUUCAUGUUAAUUUCAUUUCGUUUUUGUAUAUUAUCAUUAAUUUGGCCCGAAUUAGGUUGGGCAUCACUGGACUAAGGGAUAGGUGAAGAUGAAGCUAAAUUUGAACCUGGACUAAUUGAUGUUAUUGAAUAAUUAUCUAAUAUAUCUAAUUGUUUUGUAAAGGGGGAAUCUCUACAUCAAAACCUCAUCAAAUUAUACUUUUCUUUAGAUGGAUGAAACCUUUUCCCUUUACUUGUGUGUUCUUAUGACACUAUGCUUUUGUGCAGUUCAUGUGUACAAUAGAAACAUUACUUAUUAAUUUUUGUUUUAAAUUAUAUUCCACUUGUAUGCAUAUUAAAUAGAUUUUUUUCUCUUUGUAAGAAAGUUAACAUUUGUUGUAAAUAAAGGUAGUUUGUAGGAC